Messenger RNA from Lodderomyces pseudojiufengensis, 1206 nucleotides. RefSeq names its product proteasome regulatory particle base subunit (gene RPT6). The coding region runs from base 1 to 1206 and encodes 401 amino acids. Gene Ontology annotation, molecular function: ATP binding; ATP hydrolysis activity; proteasome-activating activity. NCBI's taxonomy places the organism in Eukaryota, Fungi, Ascomycota, Pichiomycetes, Serinales, Debaryomycetaceae. Gene Ontology annotation, cellular component: proteasome regulatory particle, base subcomplex. Gene Ontology annotation, biological process: proteasome-mediated ubiquitin-dependent protein catabolic process. The transcript has a single exon. The record is from RefSeq and is a predicted model, not a curated record.
AUGACCACUGCAAUUGAUAAACCAUAUGUUCAUGAAGGAGGAAUUCGACCAUAUUAUGAACAACAAAUACAAAAUACAGAAAUAGAAAUACAACAAACAACACAAAAUUUAAGACGUUUAGAAGCUCAAAGAAAUAAAUUAAAUAAUAGUGUAAGACAAUUAAAAGACGAAUUAAGAUUAUUACAAGAACCUGGAUCAUUUGUUGGAGAAGUUAUAAAAGUAAUGGGAUUAAAAAAAGUAUUAGUUAAAAUACAUCCUGAAGGAAAAUAUAUUGUUAAUAUAACAAAAGAUAUUGAUGUUAAAAAAUUAACUCCUUCAAUAAGAGUAUGUUUAAAAGCUGAUAGUCAUGAUUUAUAUAAAAUUUUACCAAAUAAAGUAGAUCCUUUAGUUUCGUUAAUGAUGGUUGAAAAAGUUCCAGAUUCUACUUAUGAUAUGGUUGGUGGAUUAGAUAAACAAAUAAAAGAAAUAAAAGAAGUUAUUGAAUUACCUGUAAAAUAUCCAGAAUUAUUUUCAAGUUUAGGAAUUGCUCAACCAAAAGGUGUAAUAUUAUAUGGACCACCAGGAACUGGUAAAACUUUAUUAGCAAGAGCUGUUGCUCAUCAUACUGAAUGUAAAUUUAUAAGAGUUUCUGGAUCAGAAUUAGUUCAAAAAUAUAUUGGAGAAGGUUCAAGAAUGGUUAGAGAAUUAUUUGUAAUGGCAAGAGAACAUGCACCAUCUAUAAUAUUUAUGGAUGAAAUUGAUUCAAUUGGUUCAUCAAGAGUUGAAGGUUCUUCUGGUGGUGAUUCAGAAGUUCAAAGAACAAUGUUGGAAUUAUUAAAUCAAUUAGAUGGUUUUGAAAGUUCAAAAGAUAUAAAAAUUAUAAUGGCAACUAAUAGAUUAGAUAUAUUAGAUCCAGCAUUAUUAAGACCAGGUAGAAUAGAUAGAAAAAUUGAAUUUCCUGCUCCUACAUUACAAGCAAGAACAGAUAUUUUAAAAAUUCAUUCAAGAUCAAUGAAUUUAACAAGAGGUAUAAAUUUAAAAAAAAUUGCUGAAAAAAUGAAUGGAUGUUCUGGAGCUGAUGUAAAAGGUGUUUGUACUGAAGCUGGUAUGUAUGCUUUAAGAGAAAGAAGAAUUCAUGUUACUCAAGAAGAUUUUGAAUUAGCAGUAGCAAAAGUGAUGAAUAAAAAUAAUGAAGAAGGUGUUUCUUUACAAAAAUUAUUUAAAUAG